AUAUGUGGUGCGUGUGCAACCAGAGGGAGCUGGGCGCGGCCGGGGCUGGUGCUGGUGCUGGUGCUGGUGCUGGGGAGGGGGGGUGGUUGCAGUGGGCAGUGGACUGUGUGUGUGGGCUUGGGGGAGAGGGAGAAGGGGGGCUGUGGACUGCUGUGGACUGCUGUGCUGGAGGAGGGUAAUGGGCAGCUUGCUGUGGUCGUGACCGCAGUCGUCGAGCUGGUUCACCUCCACGGGGAAGGACCCUCGAUAUGUUUAGGCUCGUGGACCACCAGUGAGCGGCGCAAUAAUUGA
Molecule: messenger RNA, 291 nt
Organism: Bipolaris victoriae FI3
Lineage: Eukaryota; Fungi; Ascomycota; Dothideomycetes; Pleosporales; Pleosporaceae
Exons: 1
Source: RefSeq, a predicted model, not a curated record